AUGUUGAAGGCAUUGGCGUCGACAUGUCUCCGUCCCCGUUCCCACGUCGGAGCGACGCCGUUUAGGUCCCACCUCCGCCUUGCUCCCCAAUCCAAAACUCCAUUCCUUGACUUUCUCGGCUCGCUUAGGGAUCCCAGUUCGAGGUCUGGAGGAGGCACUUAUAUUUUCCGGCGGUUUUUCUGCUCGGACGGUUCUGAAAAGUCGGACCCUCCUGCCGAAUCCGCGGAAGAAGCUACGAUUGAAGAGGGAGCAGCGGAAGAAAAACCUGCCGCUAAAGGCCCUUAUGUUUUCCGGCGGUUUUUCUCCUCGGACGCUUCUGAAAAGCCCGACCCUCCUGCCGAAUCCGGGGAAAAAGCCACCAUUGCAGAGGGAGCAGCGGAAGAAAAAUCCGCCGCGAUGGUUCCCACUGUCUUCAGACCUGAAGAUUGCCUAACGGUUAUAGCAUUGCCUUUGCCUCAUAAACCCUUAUUUCCAGGAUUUUAUAUGCCAAUUUAUGUGAAGGAUCCCAAAUUGUUAGCAGCUCUUGUUGAAAGUCGAAAACGGCAGGCCCCUUAUGCUGGUGCUUUUCUUCUUAAAGAAGAAAAUGACCCUGCAGUGCUUUCUGGGUCUGAGACAGAGAAAAGCAUUCACGAGUUUAAAGGAAAAGAAUUGUACAACCGUCUUCAUGAUGUAGGGGUGCUGGCGCAGAUUACAACUAUCCAAGGAGACCAGGUUGUUGUGAUUGGUCACAGACGCAUUCGGUUAAGUGAGAUGGUAGAGGAGGAUCCCCUUACUGUGAAAAUUGAGCAUCUGAAGUCAAAUCCUUACGACAAGGAAGACGAUAUUAUUAAAGCAACAACAUUUGAAGUUAUUUCAACAUUGAGAGACGUCCUGAAAGUGAGUUCCCUUUGGAGGGAUCAUGUUCAAACCUAUACACAGCAUAUAGGUGACUUUGACAGUCCUAGGUUAGCCGACUUUGGAGCUGCUAUAUCUGGUGCUGAUAAAUCCCAUCUCCAAAAAGUACUUGAAGAGCUAGACGUGUUGAAACGGCUCAAUCUUACAUUGGAACUGUUGAAGAAAGAAAUAGAGAUCAGUAAAAUCCAGGAAUCCAUUGCGAAAGCAAUUGAGGAUAAAAUAAGUGGGGAACAACGACGCUAUUUGUUAAAUGAGCAGCUCAAGGCCAUAAAGAAGGAACUUGGACUAGAAACUGAUGACAAAACUGCCCUUUCUGGGAAAUUUAGGGAAAGACUUGAGUCGAAGAGGGAUAAAUGCCCACCUCAUGUCUUGCAAGUUAUUGAAGAGGAACUUACAAAACUGCAGUUGUUGGAGGCUAGUUCGAGUGAAUUUAAUGUGACACGUAAUUAUUUGGACUGGCUAACUGCUUUGCCUUGGGGAAUUUACAGUGAUGAGAACUUUAAUGUGAUACGGGCUCAGAAAAUUCUUGAUGAGGACCAUUAUGGUUUAACUGAUGUCAAAGAGAGAAUAUUGGAAUUUAUUGCGGUGGGAAAACUCAGAGGAACCUCUCAAGGAAAAAUCAUCUGCCUCUCGGGUCCUCCAGGAGUUGGCAAAACCAGUAUUGGCCGUUCUAUUGCACGUGCUUUGAACCGUAAGUUCUAUAGGUUCUCAGUUGGGGGCUUGUCUGAUGUUGCUGAAAUUAAGGGGCAUCGCCGUACAUAUAUUGGUGCCAUGCCUGGAAAAAUGGUGCAAUGUCUGAAAAAUGUGGAAACAGCAAAUCCUCUUGUUCUAAUUGAUGAGAUUGAUAAGUUGGGAAAGGGGCAUGCAGGUGAUCCAGCAAGUGCUAUGUUGGAGCUCCUUGAUCCUGAGCAGAAUGCAAAUUUUCUAGAUCAUUACCUUGAUGUUCCGAUUGAUUUGUCAAAGGUUUUAUUUGUUUGUACAGCAAAUGUCAUAGAAACCAUACCCAAUCCCCUAUUGGAUAGAAUGGAGAUCAUUUCCAUUGCUGGGUAUAUAACCGAUGAGAAAAUGCAUAUUGCUAGAGACUACUUGGAGAGAAGUACACGUGAAACCUGUGGCAUCAAACCAGAAGAGGUUGAGGUGACUGAUUCUGCUCUUCUCGCUUUAAUUGAAAAUUACUGUAGAGAAGCUGGAGUUAGGAAUCUUCAAAAGCAGAUUGAGAAGAUUUAUCGUAAGAUUGCUCUGCAACUUGUACGGGAAAGAUCAGAGGAUGAUCAUUCCGCCGCAGAAACUGAGGAUGCUGAGAUCAUUGAAGAAUCUGUAACUGACUGUGGCGCUGAUAAGGCACAAACAUCUUCUGUAGAUGCUGAAGUAUCAAUUGAUUCCCUACCAGAACAAACAGACAGCUCCGCCGAGCAUGGAAAACUAGAGGUUACUGCAGAAAGUGAGAAGAUCCAGAGUAAUGAGCUCGCAGCAGUUAAUAAAGUAGUGGUCGACACACCAAAUUUGGUUGAUUAUGUUGGUAAACCCGUUUUCCAUGCUGAGCGCAUUUACGAGCAGACACCGAUUGGGGUUGUUAUGGGUCUUGCUUGGACGGCUAUGGGUGGAUCGACAUUAUAUAUUGAAACCACUAUUGUUGAGCAAGGUGAAGGGAAAGGUGGGCUUCACGCUACUGGACAACUUGGAGAUGUCAUGAAAGAAAGUUCCCAGAUUGCUCACACACUUGCCAGGGCUGUAUUGCUUGAAAAGGAUCCUUCUAACCAGUUUUUCUCAAACACCAAGCUUCACCUUCAUGUUCCUGCUGGCGCUACCCCCAAGGAUGGUCCUAGUGCUGGUUGCACCAUGAUGACAUCCUUGUUAUCUCUUGCCAUGAAUAAACCUGUCAGGAAGGACCUAGCAAUGACCGGAGAAGUAACAUUAACAGGGAGGAUCCUCCCGAUUGGUGGGGUCAAAGAGAAGACCAUUGCUGCAAGGCGGAGUGAAGUGAAGACGAUUAUAUUCCCUUCAGCGAACCGCAGAGAUUUUGAUGAGCUUUCAGAUAAGGUGAAGGAAGGCUUGGAUGUCCACUUCGUAGAUAAUUACAGUGAAAUAUUUGACUUGGCGUUUGGUGAUACUAAGAAGAAAGAAGAAUAA
Molecule: messenger RNA, 3024 nt
Organism: Oldenlandia corymbosa var. corymbosa
Lineage: Eukaryota; Viridiplantae; Streptophyta; Magnoliopsida; Gentianales; Rubiaceae
Source: the annotation of a GenBank genome assembly